AUGGCUAAAUGCACCAAGAAGGUCAGAAUCCUGGGUAAAUAUGGGACCCGUUAUGGUGUCUCCCUCAGGAAAAUGGUGAAGAUUGAAAUAAGCCAGCACACCCAGUACACUUGCUCCUUCUGUGGCAAAACCAAGAUGAGAAGACAAGCUGUGGGGUUCUGGCAUUGUGGCUCCUGCAUGAAAACCAUUGCUAGUGGCACCUGGACCUACAACAUCACUUCUGCCCUCAUGGCAAAGUCAGCCAUCAGACUGAAGCAGUUGAAGGACCAGUAG
Molecule: messenger RNA, 273 nt
Organism: Enhydra lutris kenyoni (northern sea otter)
Lineage: Eukaryota; Metazoa; Chordata; Mammalia; Carnivora; Mustelidae
Product: 60S ribosomal protein L37a-like
Exons: 1
Coding region: 1-273 (90 amino acids)
Biological process (GO): translation
Cellular component (GO): ribosome
Molecular function (GO): structural constituent of ribosome
Source: RefSeq, a predicted model, not a curated record